Messenger RNA from Daucus carota subsp. sativus, 2670 nucleotides. RefSeq names its product microtubule-associated protein 70-2. Gene Ontology annotation, biological process: cytoskeleton organization. The record is from RefSeq and is a predicted model, not a curated record. Gene Ontology annotation, molecular function: microtubule binding. The transcript has 11 exons. NCBI's taxonomy places the organism in Eukaryota, Viridiplantae, Streptophyta, Magnoliopsida, Apiales, Apiaceae. The coding region runs from base 336 to 2225 and encodes 629 amino acids.
ACUUGCGACUGACUUAAAUUUACAUUACACUCUCGUCUCUCUCUCACACACUCACACUCUCAACUGUGUGUUUAACAGCAAAGCCCCCCUAACUCACAAACAAAAUUUAUAUCCUCUCUCUAAUCACUGUCUUAAAUCUCUCCCACUCUCUCUCCCUCAAAAAGCCACAUUCUAGAGAGAGAAACUCAAAUAUCUCGGCAACAAUACGCAGAUUUGAACAUUUUAGAGAGAGAGAGAGUGAAGUUUAUUCGAUUGAAUUGAGUUAAAACGCUAGGUAUAGAUAUAUAUUUGUUUGUUUGUGUACUUUUGAUGAGAGUUUGAGAGUCAGAUCCGAAAUGGAGGAUCUGUACGGCGAUGAAGGCGGAUUGACGGUGGCGCGUGAGAUGUCGGCUGGAGAGAGUGGCGGAAAUGCACGGUUUCCGGCGAGUGAGGUGACGCCGGCGCCGUUGACGGUGUCGGCGUCGUUUAGAGAAGGACGAAGUAGUUCUAGGAGGAGAGCGCCGGCGAGACCGCCGAGUUUGGAUGCGGAUGAUUUUAUGAGUUUGAUGCACGGCUCGGAUCCGGUGAAAGUGGAGCUCAAUAGGCUUGAGAAUGAAGUUAGAGAUAAGGAUCGAGAAUUAAGCGAAGCACAAGCGGAGAUCAAGGCGCUUAAGCUCUCCGAAAGGCUCCGUGAAAAAGCUGUGGAAGAGCUAACUGAAGAACUGGAGAAGGUGGAUGAGAAGCUCAAGCUUACUGAAUCUCUUCUCGAAAGCAAAAAUCUUGAGAUCAAGAAAAUUAAUGAUGAGAAGAAGGCCUCUAUGGCUGCUCAGUUUGCUGCGGAAGCCACUCUUCGAAGAGUUCAUGCUGCUCAAAAAGAUGACGAUAUGCCUCCAAUAGAAGCUAUUCUUGCACCCUUGGAAGCAGAGCUCAAGCUGGCCCGUCAGGAGAUUGCAAAGCUCCAAGAUGACAAUAAAGCUCUAGAUCGCCUUACUAAAUCAAAAGAGGCUGCUUUACUUGAAGCUGAGAGGACUGUGCAGGUUGCCUUGGCAAAAGCUUCUAUGGUAGAUGAUCUUCAAAAUAAGAACCAAGAAUUGAUGAAGCAGAUAGAGAUAUGCCAGGAAGAGAAUAAAAUUUUGGAUAAAAUGCACCGCCAGAAAGUUGCUGAAGUUGAAAAGCUCACGCAGACAGUACAUGAGCUUGAAGAAGCUGUUCUUGCUGGUGGUGCUACUGCAAACGUUGUGAGGGAUUACCAAAGAAAAGUUCAAGAGAUGAAUGAAGAAAGAAAAACUCUCGACAGAGAGCUGGCACGUGCAAAAGUAACCGCAAACAGGGUCGCAGUGGUUGUAGCUAAUGAAUGGAAAGAUGCCAAUGACAAAGUAAUGCCUGUAAAACAAUGGCUUGAAGAAAGAAGAUUCCUGCAGGGGGAGAUGCAGCAAUUAAGAGACAAGCUUGUUAUAACUGAGCGAGCUGCAAGAUCUGAAGCCCAGUUAAAGGAAAAAUUUCAACUGCGUUUGAAAGUACUAGAGGAGACUUUAAGAUCACCAAAUGCAAUCAGCCGCAACACAUCAGAUGGAAGAAGUGCGAGUAAUGGUCGUCGACAAUCACUUGGAGGAGUUGAUAACAUCUCUAAAUUAACCUCAAAUGGAUUUUUACCUAGAAGAUCACCUUCAUUUCAGCUACGAUCAUCCGGAACAAGCACAGUGUUAAAGCAUGCUAAAGGAACAUCUAAGUCAUUUGACGGGGGUACACGCUCAUUGGACAGGGGCAAAAUUCUUUUAAAUGGAUCUGGUCCAAGUUUUAAUUAUCGCGAUUCUUGUGAAGAAGCCAAGGCGAGUGAGACAUGCAAUAGUAAUUGGAAAGCAGAGCCAGAUGAAAAACCGAUCGACUUCACAGCACCGGAGAAAGAGGAUACCGUGCCAGGAUUGUUGCAUGACUUACUACAGAAAGAGGUUAUUGCUCUGAGGAAAGCUGGACAUGAAAAGGAUCAAAGCCUUAAAGAUAAAGAUGAUGCUAUUGAGAUGCUAGCAAAAAAAGUUGAUACCUUAACCAAGGCAAUGGAGGUCGAGGCCAAGAAGAUGAGAAGGGAGGUAGCUGCCAUGGAGAAGGAGGUAGCUUCUAUGCGUGUUGACAAAGAACAUGAAAAUAGGGCCAAACGCUUUGGAGGAGGUUCAAGGGGUCCUGCAAAUAGUUCUCAGAUGCUUCCUGCUAGGACUGGAGCACGAGGGGUAACACGCAGCACCCAAUAACAAGAAAUCCCAAGUGCAGCAAGGAGUAAUUAUUCAUAGCUUUCUCUUGGGUCAUCAGUCCACUUCAUGAUUUCCUAUUUUUACCUUGCGGCUGAUUAUAGUUGUGACUUGGCAUAUUAUUGUCCUGUUUAGCUCCAGCAUGGAGGAAUCGAGUAUCAGGUGAACUGGAGAUGAAGGCAGAGAAUGAGUUUGGUAUAUGCUUCUGACGUAGACAUCACCAUCUACAUAAUCAGUAAAGAGAAAAUAGUAGGAUAUGGAAUUCAACUAACCCUUUGUCAGAAUUUAUAUGAGUGGAAAUAUUUGUGUUUGUAUAGGUAACUUAUUAGUCUUCCAGUUAUUUUGCCUCCUGUAUGUGUGCUUGCAGUCUAUAUUUGUAAUCUGCAGCUAGUGAUUUUAAUUUGGUUCGUGUUUGUCAAUAUUCUUGUGAUAAGAUUAGUAUUUUCAA